Laetiporus sulphureus 93-53 is the source of this 509-nucleotide messenger RNA. RefSeq lists its product as uncharacterized. The transcript has 4 exons. The record is from RefSeq and is a predicted model, not a curated record. Gene Ontology annotation, cellular component: mitochondrial intermembrane space. The coding region runs from base 277 to 507 and encodes 76 amino acids. NCBI's taxonomy places the organism in Eukaryota, Fungi, Basidiomycota, Agaricomycetes, Polyporales, Laetiporaceae.
UAAGUUUGACAUGCCGUAUUGGUUGAUUGAUGUAAAUGUAACUCUAACUUCCCAUGACGUCGUCAGGCGCCAACUGGAUCCCGAAAUCCUUGAAGUUGAAGCUUGAAGCUUGAAGCUUGCUUGAAGCGUGAAGCUUUGAAGUCUAACGUUCGAACAGCAACAUGUUGACAACUUGAACUCAAAACUUCUUUCUCUCUGCUCGAGCCAGACGAUCGACUCAACCAACCAACCAACCAACUAGCAACGGUCCCACACUGGUACUUCAGACCCGGCGCCAUGAGCGAGCCAUCUUCCGAGCAAGCAUGCCAAGCUGAAGCCUGUGAGCUUCAGGCGUGUCUCACCCGCAACACAUACAGCCCCGACAAAUGCGACGUGUGUCUGCGCAAAUUGUACAAGUGUUGCCAGUCCAUGUAUGAAAGGACCGAGGGCACAGGAGAGUCGACAGCCUGUCCCAAGCCGAGCGUCGUCCGCAGAUGGCUGAAGAACCAUGGAGCGAACGUAACGUAAAC